UUGCAGAGCUCUAAACAGCCUGUCAGCAAAAUUUUCGAGCAGUGCUGAGAAGAACAGCAAGACUAGCAUUGCCUCCAGGAAUAAUGCCCACUGUAGAUGACGUUCUAGAGCACAUUGGGGAAUUUAACUUAUUCCAGAAACAAACCUUUCUUAUUUUGUCCCUGAUUUCGGCCUCCUUUACCCCCAUCUAUGUGGGGAUUGUUUUCCUGGGCUUCACCCCGGAUCACCGCUGCCUGAACCCUGGGGUUUCAGAGCUAAGCAAACGAUGUGGCUGGAGUUUGGAAGAGGAGCUGAAUUAUACAAUGCCAGGCCUGGGGUUACCAGGAGAUGCUUUUAUCAGCCAGUGCCGGAGAUACGAUGUGGACUGGAACCAAACAGCCCUCGGCUGCACAGACCCUUUUGCCAAUUUUACCAGCAAUAGAAGCCACAUCUCUCUUACCACCUGUCAGGAUGGCUGGGUGUACGACACUCCAGGCUCCUCCAUUGUCACUGAGUUUAACCUGGUGUGUACCAAUUCUUGGAAACUGGACCUGUUUCAAUCAGUUUUGAAUAUCGGAUUUUUUAUUGGCUCUGUGAGCAUCGGUUACAUAGCAGACAGGUUUGGUCGUAAGCUGAGCCUUUUAAUUACAAUUCUCAUAACUGCUGUUUCGGGAGUACUCAUGGCCCUUUCUCCAAGCUACACCUGGAUAUUAAUCUUCCGAUUUAUCCAAGGACUGGUCAGCAAGUCUGAGUGGUUAAUAGGCUACAUCCUGCUGACUGAAUUUGUCGGCAUGAAGUACCGGAGGACUGUGGGAAUUUGUUACCAAAUGGCUUUCACCGUGGGCCUUCUGAUUCUGGCAGGGAUUGCUUAUGCUCUGCCUUCUUGGAGAUGGCUGCAGCUCACGGUUUCCCUGCCCAACUUCUGCUUCUUACUCUACUAUUGGUGCCUUCCAGAAUCUCCCAGGUGGUUGAUCUCUCAAAACAAAAAUGCAAAGGCCAUGAAAAUUAUUAAGCACAUUGCAAGGAAAAAUCAGAAAUCUCUGCCAACCUCUCUUCAGAGCCUUAAACCUGAUGAGGAAGCCAGUGCGAAGAUGAAUCCUUCCUUUAUUGACUUGGUCAGAACGCCUCAGAUAAGGAAGCAUACUCUCAUCUUGAUGUACAACUGGUUCACAAGUGCUGUGCUUUAUCAGGGCCUCAUCAUGCACAUAGGACUUGCAGGUGGGAAUGUCCAUUUGGAUUUCUUCUAUUCUGCUCUGGCUGAGUUCCCAGCUGCUCUCCUCAUUAUCUUCACCAUUGAUCGCAUUGGCCGCCGCUACCCUUGGGCUGCAUCAAAUAUGGUGGCUGGGGCAGCCUGUCUCAUCUUAGCUUUUCUUCCCCAUGAUCUAAUGUGGCUAAAAAUUACAGUUGCAUGCCUUGGUAGAUUGGGGAUCACGAUGGCCUAUGAGAUGGUUUGCCUGGUCAACACUGAAUUGUAUCCCACAUUCAUCAGGAAUCUUGGUGUAAUGGUCUGCUCUUCAAUGUGUGAUAUUGGUGGAGUGGUAACACCAUUCCUCGUCUACAGGUUGACUGAUCUCUGGCGUGAACUCCCCCUCCUGGUUUUUGCUAUGAUUGGCUUAAUCGCUGGGGUGUUGGUAUUGAUGCUACCUGAGACCAAAGGGAAGACCUUACCUGAGAGCAUUGAAGAAGUUGAAAAUAUGCAGAGACAAAGAAAAACUAAAGAGAAAAUCAUUUACCUCCAGGUCCAGAAACCAGAAGUUUCACUUAAUUAAGAAGAAAGGAAAUCACCCCCAGUUAUGACCUGCUUUCCAUGACCCAAAGCCUGGAAACAGAAUUAUUCACCCAACACAAACCCCAUGCAAUCUUACUUCCCUUUAUACCUCCUAAUCUUAGAUCUAUAUCCUAAUAGAAUUUGUAAUGCUAUUGACCCAGAGGACCAAAGACUUAGGGUGCACAUGCU
This is a messenger RNA of Phascolarctos cinereus (koala), 1936 nucleotides long. RefSeq names its product solute carrier family 22 member 2-like. Gene Ontology annotation, cellular component: membrane. Gene Ontology annotation, molecular function: transmembrane transporter activity. NCBI's taxonomy places the organism in Eukaryota, Metazoa, Chordata, Mammalia, Diprotodontia, Phascolarctidae. Gene Ontology annotation, biological process: transmembrane transport. The record is from RefSeq and is a predicted model, not a curated record.